AUGGUGGAUGGGAUUUUAAAACUCAACCUUCCCGGAAAUGGUCUGGAGGAAAGUACCAGAAGCCUCAGCCGUUACUACGAUGGCAAAGGGGACGCACCAAAACUGAACAAGAACCUCUUCCUCAAUUUGAAUGUACCGAUACCGGCUCUAAAUUACAUUAUCGACGAGAGUAAGAAUUACGUUGCGGGCAAUGCCCACUACCAACGGUGCAGCGAAGAAACCUUCCGGCACGCCAAGAACCUCCUGGACAUCAUCAUGCGAAUUUCCCUCCAGCGGAGGGCACGCACGAACCAGGGACAGAGAGAGAUGCUUUUCCUUCCCCCGCAGGGACUGCACACUGGAGAGGAAGCACACCCAACUGAGGGUAACAAGCAAACGGAACAACCAAAACGGGAAGAACUAACUGGACAGGCUGCAAAAAAUGGACUGGUCACGCCAAACGGAGAAGGCGUUUUUCCCAACAGGGAAACGCAACAAAGGGUUGACACUUCCCACGACGGUGACCCCACCAUAGCGCACGGAAAAAAUAUAGCAGGUAAAGGAGAAGUGGAAGGACUAAAGUAUUACCCAGGUUUUUGCAUGCAGUUGGGAGCCAAAGGAAGGAGGUGCAUGCUGGAGCUGAUCCGGAGAGUAUACAGAGAGAAAACCUCCACUUGCAAAAAUAUCUUGACACACAAAUUGAAGCCCCCUGCGUGUAUUUCAAACCUUCCCUUUUUUAACAUCCAUAUGUUGUGGAAGUUAUCGUAUGAAUUUGGUGUCUUCGAGGAGGCUCUAAAGAUCCACAGGAUUUAUGGACAGAGCGGCGGGACGUUCAAUGAGAUUUUAAAUGGGGGGUGCUCCAUGCCGAAUUGCUCCAACUGUGAGGGAGAAACAGACAAAGUUGGAACAAGAGUGAAAAGGGAGUUGAGCGAAGAGCAAAGUGGAACGAAUGGACCGCAUAAUGGGAACAGCAGCAACGGAGGACGGGUGCCAGCGGGGCGGAAAAGAAAACGACAGGAGUGCACACAGAACGGGGGGAAAUAUAACUGGAGUAGGGAAAGGCUACAAAGCUGCGAUGGAGUCCCCCCGAAAGAAGGUCCGAAGAAGGUGGUGCAUCUAUGUUCGGGAAGAGAUAUACCGGAUGGGAGAAGGCUCCCCAUGGAUACUGCUAAAUGGAUCAACUGGAACGGUUCAGAAAUGCAGACAAGCCAAUGUAUCUACCCUCAAGUUGGAUAUGCUUCCCCCGCUGAGGGGGCAGACGCACAAGGGAGUGCCCCCCCAAAGGACACAACAGAAGGGCCAACUAACUGGCUCCCUUUACCAAGUAGAGGCAUUACAAGUGGAGAAGGAAAAAAGGAAAACAUGACCACAGGUAAUGACCACAUGGAGGACGCCCUGCCCAAUUUGUUGUUCAAUGAAAACUGUGAGUCGUGCAGGAUGAACAGGGCGUAUGGGAAACGGAGCCUCCAAAAGGGGCGCUUCGAUGAAAAAAAGGAAACAAGCAAAAGUGAGGAAGAGGAAGAGGAGGUCAGCUCCGCAACGGAGGAGGGGGAACCAAUCCAGACGUUCGAUAUAAGAAACGACUUGAAGGUGGACUCCGUAGAGGAAUUACUCUCCAACUUUGUUCACAUCAGCAAUGCAAUACUGCUUCACCUUAAAAAAAAUAAAGGUACCUGUCUCCCCAGGGGAAAAUACAGUUUGCUGAGUGACCACUGCUUGUUGCUAAUCCCGAUAAAUCAACAGAGGAGAAGGAAGACGGCAAGGAGCAAUGCACACAAGGGGAACGAACCCAAUUCACAUGAAGGUAACGUACCCAAUGCACAUGAAGGUAACCGACCCAAUGCACAUGAAGGUAACCGACCCAAUGCACAUGAAGGUAACGUACCCAAUGCACAACGGAGAGUUCACCACCAGUAUGAUCAUCGGGGGGUAGAACAAAUGAAAACCGAUCGAGUCCUCCACGAGGUGGGCAACGUCACCACGUCAAACAACUCCAUAAAGGACAGUUUACCACAGGGACAACGCAAAACUGCCAAAUGGAGAAGGCAACAAUGUUGUUCACCUGCACGGGGGAAGAGGAAGAAGCUAAGCAAUGGGAUGACCUCUGGAAUGAUCAGCGGGAUAGCCCCUGUGGUCAUAGCAAAAAACAAGCCCCUCGAGUCAACCAGGGGGGACUACAUUAAAUUACCCCCGUCAGCAGAGAUCCAAAAACAUAUCACGCCCCUACUGGCAGACAACUGGGGAAGCUGCACCAACCGUGCCAGUGACACGGGAAAAACAACACGCAAGAGAAAAAACCCAAGUGACGCACGGAGGGGACGGAGCCCAAAUGAUACCACCACCCGGUUAACCACUCCGUACAACGAAUCAUAA
Molecule: messenger RNA, 2352 nt
Organism: Plasmodium coatneyi
Lineage: Eukaryota; Apicomplexa; Aconoidasida; Haemosporida; Plasmodiidae
Exons: 3
Coding region: 1-2352 (783 amino acids)
Source: RefSeq, a predicted model, not a curated record